AUGUGCGAGGAAGAGGGUCUUGAUGAUUUUCAUGGAUCAGGAUCUAUCGAGGCGGAAGAAUUUGAAGAUGAUGAAGUUGAUGAACCUGAGGGUGCAACUGAAGAUGACAGUACGACCAUUGUGGUUAGUUCUACCGGAAAGUUACCCAACAAAGCCACUGGUUCGCAGCUUGUGGGUUCUUUAAACAGUCCUCAACUAAGAAAUAUAACCAGAGCUCCCCAGGUCAAUUCGAGUACUCAGACCACAUCCAGACCGGAUACUCCUAUCGCCGCUCGAGAUCAUUGUGAUUCAAACUUUGUGUUUCCUCCGGCACACUAUCGGACAUCACCAAAAGUUCCACAGACCUUACCUACGGGUUUUUCGUUAUCUGCUUGCGAUCGACAUUUUAAGUUUUUCGACGAAGGUACACCAGAGUCCCGUACACAUAAUCCAUGCGAAGUUUUUCACUACAAUUCCGUGGUUCCCGGUCAUCAAAACUCAUCUCUGUUGCCUUCACUUCUUACGGCUCACAUACAAUCAAAUAGUUCUUAUUAUCAUUCUGAAUUAGAUUCUAAAAGUGUGGCACCAAACUCAUCUGUUCAAACAGCCCCAGUUUCUGGUCACGCAUCUCCUUCAGAGAACCAAUCAAUCCCAUCCACCACCACGGAGACGCUGGCAGUACCCGGAGUAGCCUCCAUCUGUCCACCCCGCCCCCAUCCAUCCACUGUUUCUAUGUACUAUGAUCCGGCCUCAUUCAGUCUGGUUGCGGCGGCGGCAGUUGCUGUUGCUGCCAAUACUGCCCAAGCUGGUAGUUCAAUACCCACUGGUGUUGCUGGCAGUGCUAACUGGCCGAAUCCACCUCCUUUGGUACGCCCAUCACUUGUCCACUCGCCGUACAACCUACCUUUGUCCAAAACACAACCUCACCAUCCGUUCUCUGGUGUACCCUUGAUGUGUCCGUUGCAUCCACACUCCGCCGGAUCAUCUGAAGUGCGUUCUACGCAAAUGAUCGCAAAAACCGAAUCAGACCAGUUGACUGAGGAAGUUGUGGCCAUCAGUACUGCCUCUCUACCUUCUUUACAGCCUGCUUCUCGAUUUCGGAAGGCCAGAAUUCAUGAGACGGUCGAACAGUGGUGUCAUGGCCGUCUUUCAAUACACGACUGUCAUCUAAAAGUAAUUCCAGAUUGGGUAUUGGAUUUGCAAAAGAAGACCUCAGUAUUGGAUCAGGAUAUAUCAAAUGCAUUGGCACAACGAGUAAACUGUUUUUCCUGUCUGGAACAAAAGGCAUUGGAUCGAAGUGGUCUGCAGCAAUCAGGUGGACUGACCUCAUCAAAAGGAACCACCGAUGUUCAUGCCUAUCCCAUGUCGUCUCAAUCAAAGUUGAACGAAAGUCCUUUGCGUCGGGUGCUUAAUCGCGGACCAUCGAGAAACAACCUGUUUUCAUUUUGGGAUGGCGGUACUCGAGUUUACUGUCGUCUACCAAAAUUAUCGCGUGUGUGCAUACCACCGGGUGUUUCAGAAUCCUCAUCUGAUUUGCCUCCCCAGCCUGAAGAAAAUGGCAUACUAUACGGUGAGAAAACCUUGACGGCGGAAGAAGAAUCAACUGAGGUUUGUACAAGGCCAGCAGAUAGUUCUGUUAAAGUUGUGCCCGAUUCCACGAGUUUAUUGCAAGAUGAGAGUCUAACCGGUGCCGCAUCCAUCCCUGAAAACAUUUCUACAGCUCCGGCAGUUUUUCUGCCUUCAAAUAAUGCCGAUCCAGCCACAGCCUACCUACGCAGACAGCAAGUAGUAGCGGAAGGUGAAUCAAACCAUCGUUCUACCCGUGAAGAUUCGUUGCUUAAGGGUGGAGAUAGUCCUUCAGCCGAUGAGCUUUCUUUACCGCUGUCGGAUGUUAUUCAAUCUUCUCCCGGUUCUACGGACUACGCUAAUCAAUCAGUACGUCGGGAACCACCACCUUUCCAAGUCACGCGAGUCAUAGCACAUCAUUACAGCAGCGAUCACAGUCGGGGGAAGGAACCACAAUCUUUUCUUGUGCGGAAACGAUCGGUACUGGACGCUAUGCCUGUCAUGGUCCCUCCGACCAGCCCUACAUUUGUGGAUGGUGCAGUUGGCGAGUCGUGUUCAUCUGGCAUUGCCAACAAUAAAAAUAUUGGAGUCACUUCAGGAAAUAUGGUCAACGGUAUAGGUCUCAUUGAUGCGUUACCUGUUCACCCUAAAAUUCAGCGUAUUUUGAAUGAUGGAGGUGGUGGCUAUCACAAUGUGAUGCCGCAUUUUGUUACCAACGGUCUUCCCGAUCCUCGGUCGGAAUCGAUGAAACCAUCAUCCCUACCCUCACCUACUGGCUCACUGCUGUCUAAUGUCCCCUAUUCUCACUGCUCUGAUGCGACUGCUUUAAUGUGCCGACCGCUCCUGCAAGGCGCGGGUUUGACAAACGGUGAGGUUGGUCCGCAUCGCAUAUCUCCAUCUGGUUUACCUACCGAUCCGUCUAUUCACCCGCACGAAGCUAAAGGACUUCCCAGUCAUUCGUUGUGCACAUCUGGCUCGCUACCUACCAUACCCCCGGCAAAAUCACACAUGGUCAACGGUCUUGAUCACGUCUGCACCCGUAAUGCGAAGUUGUCCACUCUCCUGUCCACACGACUAGAAACGCGAAUAAAUGAGAGCAUUGUAAGUCCAUUCGGCUUUGUAUACUUCUUUUGGUGUAUGUUUGUGAAAAUCAUGUAA
Molecule: messenger RNA, 2703 nt
Organism: Echinostoma caproni
Lineage: Eukaryota; Metazoa; Platyhelminthes; Trematoda; Plagiorchiida; Echinostomatidae
Source: the annotation of a GenBank genome assembly